Messenger RNA from Octodon degus (degu), 5196 nucleotides. Its product is annotated as KIAA0319 ortholog. Gene Ontology annotation, biological process: neuron migration; negative regulation of dendrite development. Bases 15 to 3434 code for a protein of 1139 amino acids. The transcript has 20 exons. Gene Ontology annotation, cellular component: cytoplasmic vesicle; plasma membrane. The record is from RefSeq and is a predicted model, not a curated record. Lineage: Eukaryota; Metazoa; Chordata; Mammalia; Rodentia; Octodontidae.
CCGAGAGAGAUAGAAUGGUGCCCCCUGCAGGCGCUCUCCUGUCACUGCUGCUCCUGGUGACUGCUGCAGGUUGUGUGGGUCAGCCCUGCAGCGAGGGCAGGACCUAUUCCAAUGCCAUUAUAUCCGCGGACCUGGAGACCAUCAGAAUCAUGCCUGUGCCUCAGACCUUCUCGGCAGAGGACUGCACGGCUGCCUGCUGUGACCUGCCCACCUGUGACCUGGCCUGGUGGUUCGAGGGACACUGCCACCUGGUGAGCUGCCUGCAGAAGGAGAGCUGUGUGCCCAAGAGGACGGGGCCCAUCCAUUCCUAUCUCACUUUUGUGCUGCGGUCCUCACCCCAGAGGCCCACACAGCUGCUGGACUACGAGGAGAGGAUGCUGAGCAAGGGUGUGCCAUUGGGGGCCUGGGCAGACCCCCCUGGAGACCCUCACAAAGAUCUGCCCUUUCUAGGCAGAGGUGGGGGCCUGGAGGGGCCUGCGGACUACAUCGAUGGUGACUAUGGGGCACUGGAGCCGGGCCUCCUCCCACCCGCUAGCCCGUCCAGUCUUGGCAGGGAUGCCCAGGACUCUGGCUGGGGUGCCAGUGAUGCAAAUGCCUCCUUAGGGGAUGGCAUCUCAGCCUUGGUGUCUGGGGAGGGCCACCCAGCAUCCACAGAGGAUAGUCCUUUGGCCUUAGUAUCUGUGGGAGACCUAGCAUCCACAGGGGAUGACCUCAUGUUUGUGGGGGACAGUCCCUCAGCCCUAGAAUCUGUGGGGGACAACCUGGGACCACCUGGGGACAGUCCCAAGGCACCCAUGUCCCCAGCAGAUGGUCUGGUGGCCUCAGCAUCCACACACAAGAAAACACAGGACCUGGAGCUCAACCCACAUGCCCUGCAGCGCCCCACACUGGGCGAGGCUACACAGCCUACCACCUCCGCAACCUCUCCAUCCCCCUCUUCGGCUGCUCUGUCCCCAUCCCUGGGACAGGCCACAGAGAAAAACGAUGCUGCUCAGCCCCAGGCACCUUCCCGAGGCAGCCCUGCGGGACAGGUUCUAAUGCCUUCUCAAGGUCCUCCUGACAGCCUGGAGUUCACCCCAGCCAUGUUGGAGAGAAGCCCAAUUCACAGUGUCACUGAGUGGAGCCCAGAGCUCAGCACCCCGGCACUUCCCACCAUUGCUGUCGCCCCUGGAGCUUCCACUUCUGAGCACCCCAUAUCUCCCAGGACAGCCCGGUUGCUGUUGGUGUCUGCUGGUGAUAACCUCCUUCUCACCUUACCCCAAGACUCGGUGGAGCUGAAGGCAUUGGUUGUGCCAGAGCCCCCACCAGAUACAACCUACAACUAUGAGUGGAGCUUGAUAAGCCACCCUGUGGGCUACCAAGAUGAACUCAAGCUGGGAAACACACAGACUCUUAAGCUGUCUCAUCUGUCAGCAGGAUUCUAUGCCCUCAAAGUCACCGUUUCUAGCGACAAUGCCUUUGGAGAGGGAUUCGUCAAUGUGACCGUUCAGCCAGCUCAGAGAGACAACCUGCCACCCGUAGCUGUUGUUAAUCCACAAGCACAAGAGCUCACUUUGCCCCUGACAUCGGCCCUCCUCGAUGGCAGUCAAAGUACAGAUGAUACUGAAAUAGUGAGCUAUCACUGGGAAGAAGUUAGCGGGCCUUUCUUAGAAGAGAAGACUUCUGCUGAUUCCCCCGUCUUAUACUUGUCUCACCUCGUUCCUGGUAACUAUACAUUCAGGUUGACUGUUGCAGACUCAGAUGGGGCCACCAACUCCACGACCGCCACUCUAAUCGUCAACAGUGCUGUGGACUCCCCGCCUGUUGCCAAUGCAGGAUCCAAUCAGACCAUCACCUUGCCCCAAAAUGCCAUCACCCUGAAUGGAAACCAGAGCAGUGAUGACCACCAGAUUGUGCUCUAUGAGUGGUCCCUGGGCCCGGGCAGUGAGAGCAAAGAGGUGGCCCUGCAGGGAGCAGGGACCCCGUACCUGCACGUGUCUGCAAUGCAGGAAGGCGAGUACACGUUUCAGCUGAUAGUGACAGAUUCUUCAGGACAGCAGUCCACUGCAGAGGUCACCGUGAUUGUCGAGCCUGAAGACAACAGGCCUCCAGUGGCUGUGGCUGGCCCUGAUAAGGAGCUGAUCUUCCCGGUGGACAGUGCUAUCCUGGAUGGGAGCAGGAGUAGCGACGACCACGGCAUUGUCUUCUACCACUGGGAGCACGUCAGAGGCCCCAGCGCAGUGCAAAUGGCAAACAGAGACACAGCAGUGGCCACGGUGACUGGCCUCCAGGUGGGUACCCACCACUUCCGGUUGACAGUGAAGGAUCAGCAGGGACUGACUAGCACAUCCACCCUGACCGUGGCCGUGAAGAAGGAAAAUAAUAGUCCUCCCAGAGCCCAGGCUGGUGGCAGACAUGUUCUUGUGCUUCCCAAUAAUUCCAUUACUUUGGAUGGUUCAAGGUCUACUGAUGACCAAGGAAUUGUGUCCUAUCUGUGGACCCGGGAUGGCCAGAGUCCUGCAGCUGGAGAUGUCCUCGGUGGCUCUGACCACAGUGUGGCCCUGCAGCUUGCCAAUCUGGUGGAGGGUGUCUACACUUUCCGCCUGCGAGUCACCGACAUGCAGGGUGCCUCAGACACAGGCAUCGCCACUGUGGAGGUGCGGCCAGACCCCAACAAAGGUGGCCUGGUGGAGCUCAUCCUGCAGGUGGGUGCUGGGCAGUUGACGGAGCAGCAGAAGGACACCCUGGUGCGGCAGCUGGCCACGCUGCUGGGCGUGCUGGACUCGGACAUUAGGGUGCAGAAGAUCCAGGCCCACUCGGAUCUAAGCACUGUGAUUGUGUUUUAUGUCCAGAGCGGGCCACCGUUCAAGGUGCUCAAGGCUGCCCAGGUGGCCCAGAAGCUGCACAAGCGCCUCUCCAAGGAGAAGGCCAACUACCUGCUCUUCAAGGUCCUGAGGAUUGACUUUGUAGGCUGUCUUCUCACGUGUUCUGGCCACGGCCACUGCGACCCUAUCACCAAGCGCUGCGUGUGCGCCCCCCUGUGGAUGGAGAACCCUGUACAGCGUUACCUGUGGGACAAGGAAAGCAAUUGUGAGUGGAGCAUCCUCUACGUGGCCGUGCUGGCUUCCGCUCUUGCAGUGCUCGUGGGAGGCCUCGCCUGGUUUUGCAUCUGCUGCUGCAGGAGAAGAAAAAGGACUAAAAUAAGGAAAAAAACUAAGUACACCAUCCUGGAUAACAUGGAUGAUCAGGAAAGAAUGGAACUGAGGCCCAGAUACGGUCUGAAGCACUGCAGCACAGAGCACAACUCCAGCCUGAUGGUGUCUGAGUCAGAGUUUGACAGUGACCAGGACACCAUCUUCAGCAGAGAACGGGUGGAGCAAGGGGACGCCCAGAGUUCUGUGAAUGACUCCGUUGGGAACGGCACCUCGUUCAGCUACUGCUCAAAGGACAGAUAAUGGUGCAGCUCUGAGGCAGGGGCCCCUGCUCCGCGCAGUCCACACACAACACUAGCUCCUGGUGGCAUAGUUUGUUGCCCCUCCCACAGGGCGGGAUGUGUGUCUCCUCGGAGUACAAGACUGGAGUCUUAGAGUUUUCAAGACAAAAAGAAACAAAAUAUUGCCCUUUUAACUGGGCUGCUUGUUAAUCAGAAUAAAGGCUGGGUGAAACUCCCAAGAUAUAUACUUACAAAAGUUGUGUAAAUUUGUAGCUGGUACCCUUUCAUAUUGCUUAUGUUAAAAUAAGAGUGAACGCCUGUUUCCCUAUGCAGACCCUUAAGCAAGAGGACUUAAACAAGGAUAUUGGGACGGCAGGUCACCCUCGGUAGUUGCAGUCACCUUCCAGGACAGCUGACCGAGAAAGGCUUCUCCAGCUGGACGUGCAGCUGGACUGCUGGGUGCAUUGCCUUCCUUUGAGGGGCGAAGCCGUCUGUGUGCUGAGCUGGCACCUCCCGGGUCUGUUCCUCAGCCAGUAGUGGGCAUGCUCUCCUGAAACCUCCAGAGCUGAGGAAGAGUUGAAUUCCAGGGCUGGAGGCAACAGCAAGGGACGUGGGGUUUCAGGACUUGGAGGCUCAAGGUUAGUUGACUACAGCAUUUAAAAUUCUUUUGCAAUUUCAUUCUCUAAGAAAAACUACACUGAGGCCUCUCAGCUCCAGUCUCUGUCAAGGGCAGUAAAGUUGAUUCGGAGUUCACGGAGCACGCAGCAGGCAUGUGAUGUAGCUGUGCCACCGGGCUGCCAUGAAGAAGGGUAACAACCACGUGACUGUAGGGAAGCUCUGGAGACAGCCCGUGCUGAUGGAAGCGGAUGGUCUGGACACUGGGCUACAAAUGCUUCCCAAAGGGUGUCUGAUGUAGACAUCUGUACCGUGUGUGUUUAAAAAAUAUUUAAAAAUAAAACAAAACAACAAAAAGAUACUUGUUGAACAGCUUUCUAUCAAAUAUUAUUGUAAACAUAUGGAAAAAAUCAAACCAUUUCCACCCACAAGUUAACCCAGAGCAGUUAACUGAAGUUAAUUGUGACUUGGCCCAGUGGCACAUGUCCCUAAUGCCAGUACUCUAGGCAGCUGAGGCAGGCAAAUUCAUAAGUUUGAACCUGAUCUGGACAAUUUAGUGGCUUAGGCCUUGUCUCAAAGUGAAAAAUACAAAAGGGCUGGGGAUGUGGCUCAGUGCAGAGGACCGGUUUCAGGGCCCUAGUACCACAAAAAAAGAUCAAGGUGAUUGAUCUGUGAAAGACCCAGCUGCCCGUGGUCCUGAGGCCUGGGACAGAGCAGAAGGAGAGAGAACCAGUGUUGUGGCAUCAGGUAGGGACACACCCAUGAGCAUCCUGGUGCAUGUGCUUCAUGAUGUGGGGUGUGGCUGGGGUUGCCAAAGGUCACCCUGAGUGAGGAACCUGGGAACAGAAUGCCAUGUUCUGUCCCCCUGCACUAUGAACUCCCUCCCUCAGUGUUGGAGGGUAACAUCUGCAAGUUCUUCAGGAUCCCCUGAGAGUUCUGUUUCUAGGAUUUAGAGGAAGCUCUUUUAACAUAGCCAAGAGCAAAAGACCUAGGGAGAAAGGGCCCACUUGUUGCUCCUUUUAGAUCUCUGCGGGCCACCCCUCCCUGUACAUCUCGCUCCUUUUUUGUCCCUGGUUGUCUUAGUUGUGGCCUCUCCAACCCUUCCACCACAGAGGAGCCUUGAAUCUAUAGGGAUUUAAAAAAUAAACAGGAUAGUGGCAAUGAGAAAG